AUCUUUGAGCUCGUGGAGUAGACAUCAUGAGCAGAGCUCACCCUCCCGAGUUGAAGAAAUUUAUGGACAAGAAGUUAUCAUUGAAAUUAAAUGGUGGCAGACAUGUCCAAGGAAUAUUAAGGGGAUUUGAUCUCUUUAUGAAUCUUGUGAUAGAUGAAUGUGUGGAGAUAGCAACUAGUGGGCAACAGAACAAUACUGGAAUGGUGGUAAUAUGA
Balaenoptera ricei (Rice's whale) is the source of this 215-nucleotide messenger RNA. RefSeq names its product small nuclear ribonucleoprotein G-like. The record is from RefSeq and is a predicted model, not a curated record. Gene Ontology annotation, molecular function: RNA binding. NCBI's taxonomy places the organism in Eukaryota, Metazoa, Chordata, Mammalia, Artiodactyla, Balaenopteridae. Gene Ontology annotation, cellular component: precatalytic spliceosome; U2 snRNP; U2-type prespliceosome. The transcript has a single exon. Bases 27 to 215 code for a protein of 62 amino acids. Gene Ontology annotation, biological process: spliceosomal snRNP assembly; mRNA splicing, via spliceosome.